AAUUAAAGAAGAGGGACGAAAUUUGAUCCGCGACAUGUUCGCCACCGAUAAACUUAGUCUCGAAACUAACCAGCUUGAACAACUAAUAAAUUCAUUUAAUGAAGCAAUCAAAGGAGGUCAGAGCACGGUCAAUUCUCAAAACCCAGGUUUUGAACAGAAGUUUAACAGAAAAUUCUGGAUGUUACUUGAGAUGCCCGCUACAUUGGCCACAGAGGAUGUUGUCUCGGUCAGAUCUGAUCCUACUCGAAAGUUCUCGAAGAG
Messenger RNA from Ambispora gerdemannii, 261 nucleotides. NCBI's taxonomy places the organism in Eukaryota, Fungi, Glomeromycota, Glomeromycetes, Archaeosporales, Ambisporaceae. The record is from the annotation of a GenBank genome assembly.